UUUUCUACUAUCUUCUUCUACUUCUUCACGUUAAUCUCUGCAAUCUCAGAGUAGCGCGGAGAGCGAAAGUAUUCUCAAUCCGAAAAAUGAAGAGAUUUAUCGUAUCAGGGCGGAGGGCAUUAUCAGCGAGAGGUUCACCGUUGAUUCACCGGCCAUUCGCCACCGCCGCGCAGUCCGACGAGUCUCUUGACUCAUUGCUCCCCAAAAUGCCCCCCUUCCACUACUCUCCGCCUCCGUACACCGGCCCCUCAGCCGCCGAGGUGCUUCAGAAACGCCAGCGUUACCUCAGCCCCGCCAUCUUCCAUUUCUUCAAGAACCCGUUGAAUUUGGUGGAUGGGAAGAUGCAGUACUUGUUCGACGAGAAUGGGCGUCGGUAUCUGGAUGCAUUUGGCGGGAUCGCCACCGUGUGUUGCGGCCACUGCCACCCGGAGGUGGUGGAGGCGGUGGUGAACCAAACAAAGCGCCUCCAACAUUCCACCGUGUUGUAUCUCAAUCACACCAUAGCUGAUUUUGCCGAAGCACUUGCCUCCAAGAUGCCUGGAGAUCUCAAGGUUGUUUACUUUACGAAUUCUGGGACAGAGGCCAAUGAACUGGCUUUGCUAAUGACGAGGUUGUAUACUGGCUGUCACGAUGUUAUUUCAAUCAGGAAUGGUUAUCAUGGUAAUGCCGCUGCUACUAUGAAUGCUACUGCUCAAUCUAACUACAAGUUCAAUGUAGUGCAGGCUGGAAUCCACCAUUCCUUGAAUCCAGAUCAGUACAGAGGUGUUUUUGGCUCAGAUGGACCGAAAUAUGCCAGGGAUGUGGAUGAUAUUAUUACCUAUGGAACAACCGGUUGUGUUGCUGGUUUUAUUGCUGAAGCCAUACAGGGUGUGGGGGGAAUCAUGGAAUUGGCCCCGGGAUACUUGCCAGCGGUCUAUAGCAGUAUCAGAAGAGCGGGAGGCCUUUGUAUAGCGGAUGAGGUGCAGUCAGGUUUUGGUCGGACAGGAAGCCAUUUUUGGGGAUUCGAGGCCCAUGGAGUUGUGCCUGAUAUUGUUACCAUGGCAAAGGGAAUUGGAAACGGCAUUCCACUUGGUGCUGUUGUCACUACUCCCGACAUUGCAAAAGUCUUAACAAAUCGCACUUAUUUCAAUACCUUUGGUGGGAAUCCCGUGUGCACAGCAGGCGGCCUAGCUGUUCUUAAAGUGUUAGAAAAAGAGAAGCUCCAACAGAACGCGCUCACUGUGGGAUCAUAUCUCAAAGAGCGUCUCGUUUCACUAAUGGAGAAGCAUGAAAUUAUUGGCGAUGUAAGGGGACGAGGCUUCAUGCUAGGAGUUGAACUUGUGACUGACAGGAAGGCAAAAACUCCAGCAAAGGUUGAAAUAGUUCAUCUAAUGGAACAGAUGAAAGAAAUGGGAGUACUGAUAGGGAAAGGUGGAUUCUUUGGUAACGUUUUCAGAAUCACUCCACCGCUCUGCUUCACCAAGGAAGAUGCAGAUUUCCUUGUGGAUGUCAUGGAUUACAACAUGUCAAAGCUGUGAAGCGGGGGCGAUAAAGAAGGGAUCUUUCUACUUGUGAAACGAAGGUGAUCACUGUCUGGCACAUAUUGUUGUAUGUUCUGUCGAACAAAUAACUGCCAUACAUGGCAGGGAGAUUGUGAGACAUCACCUCGUUGUCUCUCUUCUCCAUCUUGUUGUGUUUCAUUAAACUGUGCUGAAAUGUGAUCCUUGUAAAGAUGAGACUAUGUUCUUGGUAAUAUAAGUCUGCAGUUUCUUCUCAAGUCUGCAUUUUUA
Messenger RNA from Ipomoea nil (Japanese morning glory), 1769 nucleotides. Its product is annotated as alanine--glyoxylate aminotransferase 2 homolog 3, mitochondrial-like. The record is from RefSeq and is a predicted model, not a curated record. Gene Ontology annotation, molecular function: pyridoxal phosphate binding; transaminase activity. The coding region runs from base 87 to 1517 and encodes 476 amino acids. NCBI's taxonomy places the organism in Eukaryota, Viridiplantae, Streptophyta, Magnoliopsida, Solanales, Convolvulaceae. The transcript is spliced from 9 exons. Gene Ontology annotation, cellular component: mitochondrion.